CGUGAAAACGACCCCGUAAAUGCAAUGCAACACUCUAUUCUGACAGCCAGUGCACUUGGAGCUGGAGUUGUAAACCCACCUUCCCCGCUCGCCGUUGGCUCGGCUGGCAUUCUUCUUCUUCUCUCUUCCCCACUUUUUCCCCCGACGAACAAACAGUCCUGGAUCGCGACGCCGAUUCCAGAUGCCCCCGCAUGUCUCUCUCCUGCCGCUCCUCCUCCUCGCCGCCGGGAUCCUCCCGCCGGCCGCCGCCCGGCAUAGCCCUCCUCCUCCCCCGGCCCCGCACCAGAUCAAGAGCACCGGCGGCGGAGGUGGAGGCAGCAGCAACAACGUGGUCACGACCGCGCUCGUCUCGGCGGCGUCGCUGCUCGUGGUGCUCCUGCUCUACCUCUGCGCCGCCAUCGCCGUCCGCCGCUUUCGCCCGUGGAGUCGCCCCCGCGGCCAGGAGCAAAGCGCGGCGUCGUCGUACUCGCACUCGCAGCAGGCCUGCCGCGCCGCGGCGUUCCUCCGCCGCCACGGCCUGCACCACAACCGCCCGGCCUUCACCUACGAGCAGCUCCGCGCCGCCACGGCCGGGUUCGACGCCUCGCGGAAGCUCGGGGACGGAGGGUUCGGGACCGUCUUCCUCGGGUACCUCCCCCCGGCGGGCCGCCCCGCCGCCGUCAAGCGCCUCCACGUCCCGCCUUCCCCGUCCCCGUCCUCCGCCACCAUCACCAAGUCCUUCUGCAACGAGGUGCUCAUCCUCUCCGCGCUCCGCCACCCCAACCUCGUCCGCCUCCACGGCUUCUGCGCCGACCCGCGCGCGCUCCUCCUCGUCUACGACUUCGUCCCCAACGGCACCCUCUCCCACCAUCUCCACCGCCGCCGCGCCAACGCUUCCCCGACGGCGCCCCCGCCGCCUCCGCCGCUCCCCUGGCGGACCCGCCUCGCCAUGGCGGCCCAGAUCGCGUCGGCGCUCGAGUACCUCCACUUCGGGGUCAAGCCCCACGUCGUGCACCGCGACGUCACCUCCUCAAACAUCUUCCUCGAGGCCGACAUGCGCGCCCGCCUCGGCGACUUCGGCCUCUCGCGCCUCCUCUCGCCGCCCGACGCCUGCUCCACGGCCGCCGGCAGGGACCUCGUCUGCUGCACGGCCCCGCAGGGAACGCCGGGGUACCUCGAUCCGGACUACCACCGGUCCUUCCAGCUCACGGAGAAGAGCGACGUCUACAGCCUAGGCGUCGUGGUGCUGGAGCUCGUCACGGGGCUGCGGCCUGUGGACGUGGGCAGGGAGCGCAGGGACGUCACGCUGGCCGACUGGGUGGUGUCCAAGAUCCAGGUUGGAGAGCUCAGGGAGGUCGUCGACCCGCCGGUGCUCGACGAGUGCCCCGCCGUGAUGCCGAGCGUCGAGGCUGUGGCGGAGCUGGCGUUCCGGUGCGUGGCGCCCGACAAGGAUGACCGGCCCGAUGCCCGAGAGGUGCUGGCCGAGCUGAGGAGGAUCCAAGGGAUGCUUCCUGAAUCGUGCAGCCACAAAGGUUCUUGAUUUGGGUUGCUCAUCGAGAGAGGCGCCUGCAUCAGAUUUGAGCUAGCUCGAUCUCUCCAUGUUGCUUGAUGGUUGCGGUUCCGAUGCUGAGUGCUGACCUCUUUGGAUUGGCAUUGUGCUUGCAUUCGUCGAAGACGAGUGCCCAUUGGUGGACAAGCAGAACCAGAUGGUACAUUACAUUUACAGGAAGAUGGAAACAACUGCUUGUUUUCUCGCGAGAAAUGUCGUAAUCCAAGCUAUGGACAUUGUAGAUACACUGAGCUCAGUUGUAGGAGGAUGGUAUGCAGUUUCUGUGUUGGUUCUCCGAGCUGAAGCAGUAUGUUUUCAAAGCCUUGCCUUGCGUUUUGCAGUAACUGGUGGGCUCUGAACAGGAGAGGAUUCUUCACCCUGUUCUUGCAAAAUUAACGGCUGUAAGUUGUUUUAGUCAAGGAACUCAUGGUAUAAAACAGCCCGCUGGGGUUCUUGUCUGAUCGUAACUUUUAAGUAGAGUAUAUUGUUUAAUUUUUCUGAUGGCGACGAUUGUCGUAGCCGACAGUUGACUUCCUCUGAGUACCUUCUUUCUGGACUCAUGUUAAUUUUCGAAGGAUUUCCUCUGUCCAUACCCUGCUUGUGGAGCUUAUUUUCCAACAACAACAGUAUUCCGAUAA
This is a messenger RNA of Brachypodium distachyon (stiff brome), 2166 nucleotides long. RefSeq names its product LEAF RUST 10 DISEASE-RESISTANCE LOCUS RECEPTOR-LIKE PROTEIN KINASE-like 1.5. NCBI's taxonomy places the organism in Eukaryota, Viridiplantae, Streptophyta, Magnoliopsida, Poales, Poaceae. The transcript has a single exon. The coding region runs from base 182 to 1519 and encodes 445 amino acids. Gene Ontology annotation, molecular function: ATP binding; protein kinase activity. The record is from RefSeq and is a predicted model, not a curated record. Gene Ontology annotation, biological process: protein phosphorylation.